This is a messenger RNA of Paramuricea clavata, 1464 nucleotides long. The record is from the annotation of a GenBank genome assembly. Lineage: Eukaryota; Metazoa; Cnidaria; Anthozoa; Malacalcyonacea; Plexauridae.
GUUCCUCACGAUGAGGACAAGGUUGCUCACGCUUGUGGGAAGGUUCCUCACGCUUCCGACAAGGUUCGUCACGGUGAGGACAAGGUUCCUCACGCUGAGGGCAAGGUCCCUCACGGUGAGGACAAGGUUCCUCACGCUGAGGACAAGGUUCCUCACGCUGAGGACAAGGUAUCUCUCGCUGAGGACAAGGUUCCUCACGCUGAAGUCAAAGUUCCUCACGCUGAGGACAAGGUUCCUCACGCUGAGGGCAAUGUUACUCACGCUGAGGACAAGGUUCCUCACGCUGAGGACAAGGUUCUGAGGACAAGGUUUCUCACGCUGAGGACAAGGUUGCUCACGCUGAGGACAAGGUUCGUCACGCUGAGGACAAGGUUACUCACGCUGAAGACAAGGAUCCUCACGCUGAGGACACGGUUGCUCACGCUGAGGACAAGGUUCCUCACGCUGAGGACAAGGUUACUUACGCUGAGCACAAGGUUCCUCACGCUGACGACAAGGUUCCCCACGCUGAGGACAAGGUUCUGAGGACAAGGUUCCUCACGCUGAGGACAAGGUAUCUCUCGCUGAGGACAAGAUUCUUCACGAUGAGGACAAGGUUCCUCACGCUGAGGACAAGGUUCCUCACGCUGAGGACAAGGUAUCUCUCGCUGAGGACAAGGUUCCUCACGCUGAGGACAAAGUUCCUCACGCUGAGGACAAGGUUCCUCAAGCUGAGGACAAGGUAUUUCUCGCUGAGGACAAGGUUCCUCACGCUGAGGACAAGGUUCCUCACGCUGAAGACAAGGUUCUGAGGACAAGGUUCCUCACGCUGAGGACAAAGGUUGCUCACGCUGAGGACAAGGUUGCUCACGCUGAGGACAUGGUUCGUAACGCUGAGGACAAGGUUACUCACGCUGAAGACAAGGUUCCUCACGCUGAGGACAAGGUUGCUCACGCUGAGGACAAGGUUCCUCACGCUGAGGACAAGGUUACUUACGCUGAGGACAAGGUUCGUCACGCUGAGGACAAGGUUCCCCACGCUGGGGACAAGGUUCUGAGGACAAGGUUCCUCACGCUGAGGACAAGGUAUCUCUCGCUGAUUAGAAGAUUCUUCACGAUGAGGACAAGGUUUCUCACGCUGAGGACAAGGUUCCUCACGCUGAGGACAAGGUUCCUCUCGCUGAGGACAAGCUAUCUCUCGCUGAGGACAAGGUUCCUCACGCUGAGGACAAGGUUCCUCACUCUGAGGACAAGGUUCCUCACGCUGAGGACAAGGUAUCUCUCGCUGAGGACAAGGAACCUCACGCUGAGGACAAGGUUCCUCACGCUGAUGACAAGGUUCUGAGGACAAAGUUCUUCACGCUGAGGACAAGGUUCCUCACGCUGAGGACAAGGUUCCUCACUCUGAGGACAAGGUUCUUCACGCUGAGGACAAGGCUCCUCACGCUGAGGACAAGGUUGCUCAAGCUGAGGACAAGGUUCUGA